AUGUUUGUGAAUACGGAUCCAUACACAGCGUCCAAGAUCCAGUGCAACGAGACGAUAGUGGUGUCCCGCUCGCGGCCGCACGCCAUCGUGUCGAGCCCCGGCUUCCCUCGCCCCUACCCAGACGAUGCCGACUGCGUGACACUACUGCGAGCACCGCCCGCGCACACCAUACGCGUGCAUUUUGAGGAGCUGCUGACUGAACAUGAGCCACACCCCGGCUUCCCUCGCCCCUACCCAGACGAUGCGGACUGUGUGACACUACUGCGAGCGCCGCCCGCCCACACCAUACGCGUGCACUUUGAAGAGCUGCUGACAGAACAUGAACCACACUGCAGCUACGACUACCUGGAGAUCAUCGAGACGGGUACAGACAACAGCUCGGAUCACGCGGGGGAAUGGUUAUUGGAAGACCACCAGGACACUUACAGUGCUGAGAAUGAGGUGUGGGAAGAGCCCGAAUACCUUCUACCAGAGUCAGAUUCCACCAGUGCGGGGUGGUCGCGAGACGCUCACGCAACGCGCGCGCGCCGAUUAUGCGGCGACUGGGGCGGCAAGCUGAAGCUGCUGCGAUACCAGUCAAGGACCAACGAGCUGCGCCUGCGGUUUCGAUCCGACCACUCGAGACACUUCGCGGGGUUCAAGGCCAAGAUCACUGUUGCUGAUUCUCAAGCUUGCAUGGACGUCAAGCAGGUUCUCUUCAGCAGCCACUGUUACCUGUUCUCUGGGUACCCGAGAGCCUCAUGGGUCACUGCUAAGCAGGUGUGCGAAGGCCUAAACAUGCAGCUAGCCUCCAUCCACUCCCUCGAAGAAGAACGAUUCAUAAUCUCCGGCAUCAGACAGAGUAGCGACUACAGCGCGGGCGCCAUCUACUGGUUAGGAGCCAAGCUGGGCAGGAACGCGGAGAACUUCACCUGGGUCGAUGGAACUGCUGUGGGGUACCAGGGCUGGCCGCCGUACAAUGAGACCGAGGACUCUGAAGACGAAUGCUUGGGUGUCCAGUGGAAGUCAUCACCAAUUCCAUCGCAGCCAAGCGGCCUGUAUUGGACGCUGCACAGAUGCGGGACCACCGGGGGCUACGUGUGCAAACGAAAGCUCAACCCUGAACAUGUCGUGAGGAACAGAACUGUUGAGGGAACAUCAGGGGAGCUAUCAAGCCCAAACCACCCAAGCCACUACGACAACGACUUAGACUACUGGGUGCACGUAGGCGGGCCGCCCGACACUCGCCUGGUCUUCGUCUUCAGGAAGAUCGAGCUGGAGUACCAGAAAGACUGCCUCUAUGACUUCAUUGAGCUCCGAGACCCGCUCAGCCAGAAAUCCUCCCGGUACUGCGGAUCGGUGGGCGAGACGCGCUGGGUGGCCGGCGGGAACAAAGCCGACCUGCACUUCCACUCAGACUACAACACCCAAGGCGCGGGAUUCUCUCUAACCUGGGAUGCAGUGGAGCUGAUCGGAUGUCCAUCUCAGACCUUCACCUCGAAGGAAGGCGUCCUGAGAAGUCCCAACUACCCGCACUUUCUGCUGCCGAACCUGGAUUGCACCAUCGAUAUACUUGCUCCUGCUGGAAAACGCGUAUUCCUCAACAUCAGCCACUUCGACUUCGGCUACGGCACCUUCGACAAAGGCGUCCCCUACAACGUCACCGACUCAGUCCCCGAAGACUCGUUCCUAGAGGUGCAGGUAGACCUGCAGACCAUGCCGAUCCGGCCGUUCCUGAACCAGAAGAUACUGACCAAUGGGCUCUUUGUGUCCCAGUCGGAGAUAUUAAGGUUACGGCUGAGGACCGGGGAGAAUGUCACCGGGAUCGGGUUCAUGGCGCAUUUUAAGACGGUGGGGUUUCUCAACCUAAGCCACGUGGUGGAACUACAGUCAGCUCGCGGCGGCCGCCUCGCUCCGCCCAACUAUCCCGGCGCCGCGCCCUCUCAGGCGUUAGUCCGCGCGAGAAUACUGGCACCACCGAGGCAUACGCUGGCGAUAGCCUUACACGCUGCGAGGUUGGCUACACCCCCUGUGGCUGAGGAUGAAGACUCCAAGAAUGAACCGUGUGGAGAAAACAACGGAUGGAUCGAGGCACUGAUUCGCGCAAGGUUGCUAGCGCCACCGAGACACACGCUAGCGAUAGCGCUACACGCUGCGAGGCUGGCUACACCCCCUGUGGCAGAUGAUGAAGACUCCAAGACUGAACCGUGUGGAGAAAACAAUGGAUGGAUCGAGGUAAGUUCAAUGAAUCCCAGUGCCGCACUCACGCAAGCACUGAUCCGUGCAAGGCUGCUAGCACCACCGAGACACACGCUAGCGAUAGCGCUACACGCUGCCAGGCUGGCUACACCCCCUGUGGCAGAUGAUGAAGACUCUAAGAACGAACCGUGUGGGGAAAAUAAUGGGUGGAUCGAGUUCUAUUACCCCGGUAUUGCGCCCGCGCAAGCGUUAAUCCGCGUGAGAAUACUAGCACCACCGAGACACACGCUAGCGGUAGCGCUACACGCUGCGAGGCUGGCUACACCCCCUGUGGCAGAUGAUGAAGACUCCAAGAAUGAACCGUGCGGAGAAAACAAUGGAUGGAUCGAGGUAAGUUCAAUAAAACCCAGUGCCGAACACACGCAAGCACUGAUCCGUGCAAGGCUGCUAGCACCACCGAGACACACGCUAGCGAUAGCUCUACACGCAGCGAGGCUGGCUACACCUCCUGUGGUAGAUGAUGAAGACUCUAAGAAUGAACCGUGUGGGGAAAAUAAUGGAUGGAUCGAGUUCAACUAUUUCGGCGCCACACCCACGCAAGCACUGAUCCGUGCAAGGCUGCUAGCGCCCCCGAGACACACGCUAGCGAUAGCGCUACACGCUGCGAGUCUGGCUACACCCCCUGUGGCAGAUGAUGAAGACUCCAAGAAUGAACCGUGUGGAGAAAACAAUGGGUGGAUCGAGGUUCAAGAUAGCUACACCGACAACAACGGCACCCGCUGGGUGCUGUGCGAAGCUCGAGGGGCUCCAGCGCCACUCGUCAUCCACUCGUACCUGCACGCUCUUACCGUCACCACGCGCGCCGGCAGCCACGGGCUCGCCGUCGACAUCGCCGUCGCCGUCAACAAGGACCCAGAAUACCACAACAAACUGCUUCUGCUGCCUGACGAAACCAAUUUGGAAUCCUGCUACCCAAACCCCUGCUCGCACGGAGGAAUCUGCGCUACCAGCGAUCACAAGAACUUCUGCCAAUGCAACGGAUAUUAUACCGGUAUAUUCUGCCUGCUAACAGCCUGCGAGCGUUCUCCCUGCGUGUUCGGCAACUGCUCCCUCAUAGCAACCGACGACGGCGGCUCCUAUUCGUGCCUGUGCGCGCGCGGCUGGCGCGGCAAGCGCUGUGCGGAGCGCGUGCGAGCGUGCGCGUCCAGGCCUUGCAACAAUAGGGGCGCGUGCACCGAGAGGGAUGGCGGGUUUCUGUGCCAGUGCAACCCCUCUUGGAAGGGGAAGAGUGCCGAACACACGCAAGCACUGGUCCGCGCGAGAAUACUGGCGCCACCGAGGCAUACACUGGCGAUAGCCUUACACGCAGCGAGGUUGGCUACACCCCCUGUGGCUGAGUAUGAAGACUCCAAGAAUGAACCGUGUGGAGAAAACAAUGGGUGGAUCGAGGUGCUAACAGCCUGCGAGCGUUCCCCCUGCGUGUUCGGCAACUGCUCGCUCAUAGCGACCGACGACGGCGGCUCCUAUUCGUGCCUGUGCGCGCGCGGCUGGCGCGGCAAGCGCUGUGCGGAGCGCGUGCGAGCGUGCGCGUCCAGGCCUUGCAAUAAUAGGGGCGCGUGCACCGAGAGGGAUGGCGGGUUUCUGUGCCAGUGUAACCCGUCUUGGAAGGGAAAGAGGUGCGAGAUUCCAAAUCCGACGCCCAACAUCGUGAGUCUGGGAACACGGAUGAUCCAGGAACCCUUCUGGCUUGGCCUAAUCGCCGUGUUUGUAGUCCUGGGCAUCAUCGGCCUGGUGUGGUGCGCCAAAAGACACUUCCCGGAAAAGAUCGAGAAACUUCUGGCGGAGGAGGCCGACAGAUGCGCUAGACGUAAGUACUUGCUACUGCUUCGGGGCGCUAUAGGCGGUGUGAUGAUCAAUCCUUCCAGCACCCAAGGCGCGGGAUUCUCUCUAACCUGGGAUGCAGUGGAGCUGAUCGGAUGUCCAUCUCAGACCUUCACAUCGAAGGAAGGCGUAUUAAGAAGUCCCAACUACCCGCACUUUCUGCUGCCAAACCUGGAUUGCACCAUCGAUAUACUUGCUCCUGCUGUUCGUCUCUUUUAUAUCCUAGGAAAACGCGUAUUCCUCAACAUCAGCCACUUCGACUUCGGCUACGGUACCUUCGACAAAGGCGUCCCCUACAACGUCACCGACUCAGUCCCCGAAGACUCGUUCCUAGAGGUGCAGGUAGACCUGCAGACCAUGCCGAUCCGGCCGUUCCUGAACCAGAAGAUACUGACCAAUGGGCUGUUUGUGUCCCAGUCGGAGAUAUUAAGGUUACGGCUGAGGACCGGGGAGAAUGUCACUGGGAUCGGGUUCAUGGCACAUUUUAAGACGGUGGGGUUUCUUAACCUAAGCCACGUGGUGGAACUACAGUCAGCUCGCGGCGGCCGCCUCGCUCCACCCAACUAUCCCGGCGCCGCGCCAUCGCAAGCACUGGUCCGCGCGAGAAUACUGGCGCCCCCAAGGCAUACACUGGCGAUAGCUCUACACGCAGCGAAGCUGGCUACACCCCCUGUGGCAGAUGAUGAAGACUCCAAGAAUGAACCGUGUGGAGAAAACAACGGAUGGAUAGAGGCGUUAGUCCGCGCGAGAAUACUGGCGCCACCAAGGCAUACGCUGGCGAUAGCCUUACACGCAGCGAGGCUAGCUACACCCAAUGUGGCUGAGGAUGAAGACUCCAAGAAAGAACCGUGUGGAGAAAACAAUGAAUGGAUCGAGUUCAACUAUUUCGGCGCCACACCCACGAAGGCACUGAUUCGCGCAAGGUUGCUAGCGCCACCGAGACACACGCUAGCAAUAGCGCUACACGCUGCGAGGCUGGCUACACCUCCUGUGGCUGAUGAUAAAGACUCCAAGAAUGAACCGUGUGGAGAAAACAAUGGGUGGAUCGAGGUAAGUUCAAUGAAAUCCAGUGCCGCACUUACGCAAGCACUGAUCCGUGCAAGGCUGCUAGCGCCCCCAAGGCAUACGCUAGCGAUAGCGCUACACGCUGCAAGGCUGGCUACACCCCCUGUGGCUGAGGAUGAAGACUUCGAGAAUGAACCGUGUGGAGAAAACAAUGGGUGGAUCGAGUGCGCAACUGCUAGCGCCCCUCCGGUACACCUGGCGAUAGCUCUACACGCUGUGAGGUUGACUACACCUAAUGUGGCUGAUGAUAAAAACUCCAAGAAUGAACCGUGUGGAGAAAACAAUGGGUGGAUAGAGGUAAGUCUAUUAUCCCCUCUCACAGGGAAACCGUGCGCGACUGCUUGCGCCCCCGAGACACACGCUAGCGAUAGCCUUAACACAGCGAGGUUGGCUACUCCCCCUGUGGCUGAGGAUGAAGACUCCAAGAAUGAACCGUGUGGAGAAAACAAUGGGUGGAUCCAGGUAAGUUCAAUGAAAUCCAGUGCCGAACACACGCAAGCACUGAUCCGCGCGAGAAUACUGGCGCCACCAAGGCAUACACUGGCGAUAGCUCUACACGCUGCGAAGCUGGCUAUACCUCCUGUGGCUGAAGAUGAAGACUCCAAGAAUGAACCGUGUGUAGUAAACAAUGGGUGGAUCGAAGUUCAAGACAGCUACACCGACAACAACGGCACGCGCUGGGUGUUGUGCGAAGCUCGAGGGGCUCCAGCGCCGCUCGUCAUCCACUCGUACCUGCACGCUCUUACCGUCACCACGCGCGCCGGCAGCCGCGGGCUCGCCGUCGACAUCGCCGUCGCCGUCAACAAGGACCCGGAAUACCACAACAAACUACUUCUGCUGCCUGAUGAAACCAAUUUGGAAUCCUGCUACCCAAACCCCUGCUCGCACGGAGGAAUCUGCGCUACCAGCGAUCACAAGAACUUCUGCCAAUGCAACGGAUAUUAUACCGGUAUAUUCUGCCUGCUAACAGCCUGCGAGCGUUCCCCCUGCGUGUUCGGCAACUGCUCCCUCAUAGCGACCGACGACGGCGGCUCCUAUUCGUGCCUGUGCGCGCGCGGCUGGCGCGGCAAGCGCUGUGCGGAGCGCGUGCGAGCGUGCGCGUCCAGGCCUUGCAACAAUAGGGGCGCGUGCACCGAGAGGGAUGGCGGGUUUCUGUGCCAGUGUAACCCGUCGUGGAAGGGAAAGAGAUGCGAGAUCCCAAAUCCGACGCCCAACAUCGUGAGCCUGGGAACACGGAUGAUCCAGGAACCCUUCUGGCUGGGCCUAAUCGCCGUGUUCGUAGUCCUGGGCAUCAUAGGCCUGGUGUGGUGCGCCAAGAGACACUUCCCCGAAAAGAUCGAGAAACUUCUGGCGGAGGAGGCCGACAGAUGCGCUAGACCCGGCUGGCGCGCGCACGGUGGGCAGGCGGCGGGCGCGGGCGCGGCCGAGCGCACGCUGCUCACGCGGCUCGGUAUCCGCAAGCCGUCGGUCACGCUCUCGCCGCACCCGAGGGCCGCGCGCACCUUUAGCUUGGACGAUCUGUUAAAGCCGCCGCCCGGACGUAAGGAGCGGAGCGCCGGCGCCCGCGCACUCCGCACUGAUGCGCGAUCAUACACGAACCUCCAUUUCAUUAGUAAUUAUUUUGUGUCCGGUUUUGGUGGCAGUAAUCGGGGAGUACCCGGCUGGCGCGCGCACGGUGGGCAGGCGGCGGGCGCGGGCGCGGCCGAGCGCACGCUGCUCACGCGGCUCGGUAUCCGCAAGCCGUCGGUCACGCUCUCGCCGCACCCGAGGGCCGCGCGCACCUUUAGCUUGGACGAUCUGUUAAAGCCGCCGCCCGGACAUCAAGGCAUGAUGGUGAUCUCUCAACCCCUAAGUGUUUUCUAUAAAUGUUUUUUUCAACCCAGUUCUGAGAUGUUUCUAAAUGUAGCUUUUGUCAUGAACAUUGAUGUUGUAUCAGAUGCUUAUCAUAGAACGACUUGGUUUCCAAAUGAAUGCUAUAUCAAGGUUUUUAACACAGGAACACCAUCACCUCGGAAAAAACGUAAUAACUCAACACCAACAAAGAAAAACGCAGCAGAAAAAAAGCAAAUUCUUCAGCAGUUGAUAAGUCCGGCAUCGGGGAACGACCACUCAAAGAAGAUCACGAUGGGGGAACUAAUACAGAUGUCGGAAAAAAGGACUCUGAGCACAGUAGAAAGCGCUCCUGCUUUUGUGGACUACGGUAUAGAAAAUAAAGAGACUUCAUUUGCAAGUGAAGCAUCCACACCCUCAACAUCUCCCUCGAUGAGGCACAUAUCAGAUCCUAAGUUAGAGAAAAAAGUUACCUUCGCUAGAUUACUGAACAAAGUUUCAGCUGAAAUGAGCUCCAGUUCUGAUGUGGACAUGGUAAAUACGAUAGCGAUUCCAAUGGCAGUCAUAGCUGAUAGAGGUAUGAAAGCUAAAGCUUCAAGUACUCCACCGUCCCCUGGUGUAGAGGUUAGAUCUCCUCAUAGUACGUCGAGCAAUCAAGGCAGUGAUUCCAUGUCCAGUCUUGAUUUGACGUUAGCUCAUGCUGCUUUGAAAAAAUAUUCAAGACAACCGAAAAUAUCCAGUGCUGACUCCAUCCUCGCCAUGUUUCGAAACUUCUCGUCAUCGUCAGCUGCGAUAGUGUCUCGAGCAUCGUCGGGAGGUGUCUCAGCCUCAAGCACGCCUUCAGCAUCAUCGCCACAGGAUGAUACUGUGGAUGCUGAUGAUAUAUCCCUGGCAUCUUCACACAUACCCUCGCUAGCUCCGGAUUCACCAGUCACUAGGCCACAUAACACCAUUGAAAUACAGGUUCUUGAUCCUUUGAGUGCUCACAAAUCUUCGUCUUCAGGCAGCAACCUUCUACAUCCUCCAUCUAUUUUGCUUGAAGUACCCAGUGGCAUAAAUAAAUGCCUUUCACCUAUUCGAGAACUGCCCACGCCCCUUCCAACUCCACUACCUACCCCACUCCCUACCCCACUCCCUACCCCUCUCCCUUCGCCCCGCAUGCCAAGAGCUAAUAUGGAGCCAGACACGAAGAGUGAAUCGACGGCAACAUGCGUAUCUCCAAGUGAAGAUGAGCUGGACGAAAUAAAGUAUGAGACCAAACCCGAGAGACCUCUAUCUGGGCUACGACUGAAGCUCCGCCAGCCAGCUAUCUGCAGUGAAACGCCAACACCAUCCACCCACGUAACUGACUCUCCCAGCCCCAGCUUCACUCACAGUCAAGAUUCUGAACGAGAAAUGUCUUCUCCGUCGCCCGCGCCUCCUACCCUCAGAGUCCCGAUUCUCACGAUAGAGCGGCCUUCACCAGGAUCACCUCCUCCCAGGCGCACCCCACCACAUUUAGAAUUUCAACCGCCUCCUCUGAUAACUGUCACGUACAACGCAAGUGAGGAAUCGGACGAACCGAUGUCCCCAAGACCACCGCCACCAAGUGGAAAUAUGUGCUACCUAAGCCCAUUCUCCAUGUCUGCCAGAGGAGAAAGAGCGCCAUCAGAAUCAAAUCUGUCCUCAUCUGGAUACAGUUCUAUGGCAAGUCCUGGUCCUUCCCGGUGCGGGUCAAGCAACCCUUUGUGUCCCUCUGAAAUGGAAGAUCCGGGUUCAGGUGGAGGCCCUUCUUGUUUUCAAUCGAGAAGACGACCGCUGAUGAAAACUAACUCCAGUCCUGGCUUCGAACGACGACUCCAAUGAAGGAGACGAGGAAGAUCCGAUUCAGAAACUUUAUCAGACGACCCAUUACUCGAAUCGAAUGAUGAAGGAAUCGGAACGGAUGAGAGAGUAGAUGAUGUGCCGUCCAGUGCUAAGGAAUUAGAAACGUUGGUCGGUUUGAAAGAAACUUUAGAGGUGCCUCAGACGACGAUAAUUUCGCCUAGCGGAGUGACCAAAUGUUCAAUAGUUAAAUGUAUUAGUGUGGAAAGAGGUUUAGAUGAGAAGGCUUGUUUGAGGCCGCCUACGUUGCUUUCCGACUGCAGUAGACCGUUAAGCCCCGUUAGUUCUAGAAGUGAGAGUCCAUUGAGCGAUAAGACUGGUUUGGGAAGGUUCUCGCCUCAAUUUUACGGUAGGCAGCUGCCGUUUACCGACUCUGACGGCUUGUAUGACUUUCCAAGUUCGGAGUGCGUGAAAGGGAACAACUGUAAGUCGGCGAACAAUACGCAGAAGAAGUCGGGGAGGAAAAGAGACCGGAGAACAACAAGAACUGCGUCACAUGAAGUCGCGGGGACGACGAAGUCGACGCUGCCGCAUAUGCCGCAUUCUAUGCACAAUUUGCUGGAGGUGCCAGGCUGCCGCGAAGCCUCCACCCGCAGCCGCAAGGGCGGGCGGCGUCGCUCGCGCUCGCAGGCGCCCGCCCCCGCCUCGUCAUCUUCAUCCGAAGACUCGGUCUCCAACGCUUCCGUCGCAUCCGUGGCCUCCGCUAGGGAGUUAAGAGUGCCGCCCGAUUUGGAGAUGCAGGAUACGUCGUCGAAAAUAUCUUCGAGUUUGGACCUGACGGAGGACGCAAGAAAACCCGUGAAAAUCAGCAAGUUGAGAACUAUCAGCAAUCAAAUAAGGUUCCUUCGCCGCCUAGAACGCAGCCUCAAGAUGAAGGAGAGCUUCCCAGCCGUCUCGGACGACGAGGGAGACGAAUCCUCCAGCGUCACCUCCCCCCUCCUCCAAGGAAGAAAGGACCUAGGCCGCGUGCCCAGCCACGCCACCUCCGCCCCUAUGCUCAGCUCCAUAAGACCCAAAAUCACGCGCCAACGACGCUACGACCGCUCCCUAGUCAGCGAAGACACCAGAACUCUUAACGCGGCCCCGGGACAGGACAACUCCGAUUGAGUGCUAACUUUAAGAGUAGGCGCACACCGUUGAUUUUUAGUUGGCCGAUAGUUGUGCCCGAUUUCAAAUUGUAUGAAGAA
This is a messenger RNA of Ostrinia furnacalis (Asian corn borer), 10004 nucleotides long. RefSeq lists its product as uncharacterized. Gene Ontology annotation, molecular function: serine-type endopeptidase activity; calcium ion binding. Lineage: Eukaryota; Metazoa; Arthropoda; Insecta; Lepidoptera; Crambidae. The record is from RefSeq and is a predicted model, not a curated record.